Molecule: messenger RNA, 7372 nt
Organism: Stegostoma tigrinum
Lineage: Eukaryota; Metazoa; Chordata; Chondrichthyes; Orectolobiformes; Stegostomatidae
Gene: macc1
Product: MET transcriptional regulator MACC1
Exons: 5
Coding region: 158-2716 (852 amino acids)
Cellular component (GO): cytoplasm
Molecular function (GO): protein binding
Source: RefSeq, a predicted model, not a curated record
GGAGGGGCGUCUAGAACGUUCACCUGGACCUCCGAGUGAUUGCAGAAAGCUUGAGAGCGAGCAGGACAAAACUUUCAACUGCACACAAGCAUUACUGAUGUGGACAUCUACUUCCAGAGGAACUGUGUCUGACGUUGAUAGCAUGAACUAAAGCAAAAUGGCCGUUCAUUCUCCUCGACAUGCACGCAGCAAAUCAGAAGGAACACUGAUUGACCUGGAUGAAAACCCAUCAACAAAUAACAUAUUUUUAAAAGAUAGCAGCUACCGAGAUGUUUCGUAUGGACAAGAGACAGAUUUGCUGAAAGAUUGGAAUGAAGUGGUAUUUGAUCAUUCUAGCCGCACGGUUUCUCAACCCACAAAUCCUUUUUGGAAUGGUUUGUCAGGAUCAAACCCAUUCUUAGAUGAGAUUACCAAAAUAAGUGAGAAUAAGACACCAAAUCCAGAAUCUGUGUUAAAGGAGGACCCGCUGCUGCUACUUGAAGAUUCAAGACCUGCUGAGUCUGGCUCUUCAGCUGAUGAAUUGGAUAUUAAUCACCUAAUCUAUAUUGGAAAACCUUUUGCAAAACAGCAUGGAAGGUGGAAAAGUGCUUCUGACAUUUUGGAUUUUUCAAACAAAGAAGUUCCUCAGAAUAAUCGUCCAGUGAGUCAAUUUAUGGUUCCCAAUUUGGAGUCAUUUCAGAAUGAUAGAGAAGCCUACAAAAUGGCAUGGCUGAGCCAUAGACAACUAACUAGAUCUUGUCUCGAUUUGGAUAUGAUAAGCCAAAAUCCUGGUUGGGGGCAGACACAAGCUAUUGAAACCCACAUUGUUUGUAAAAUUGACCAUAAAGGGGGAUCACUUCAGUUGCCCGAAUCAGAUAUAAGUGUCCACAUACCUGAAGGUCAUGUUUUGCCAGGUGAAAUUCAGGAAGUGGCUGUAAAGUCAUUGCUUGACCCACCUCAGGUACUUAAUAAUGAUCUUUGCACAACUAUUGGACCAUUACUGGAACUGAAACUGAGCCAUUUAAGGACCCAAAAUUUUGUUUCUUUGGAAAUGAAGGUGACCGCUGAAGUGAAAACUGAUCCUAUGAGUCAGGUUAUGACUGAAAUUGUGUGCCUUUGCAGUGAUGCAAAGGAGGGCCCUUUUGAGAAGCUGCAUGACAUUUACAUAUAUAAAGAUGUCAUGCAGGUAAAACUGAAAACAUUGAGUCCUUGUAUGUAUAUUGUUGCAGCAGUUCAAGCUAAAGGCAUUCAGCCUCCUGCAUCGACAGUAUGGGACUACCUGAAUAAGGUGAUGACCUUUGGAGUUUAUGGUCCCAAACAUAUUCAUCCAGUUUUCACUGCAGUUUGUGUAAUCUUUAGCCACAAUCAAGUUCCACAAAAUCUUACAGAUGUUAACAAAAACAAUAAAAAUUUACCACCAGUUGUUCUUCAACUUUGGGGAAAACAUCAGUUUCAGUUAGAUAGGCCAGAAGAUUUUGAAAUUUCAGUUUUUCCUGUUGACUCAAGGUACGAAGUACAAGUGUUUGAUCAGAAUGGAAAGAUUAAAAGAAGUUUAUUAAAACUAGGUAGAACAGUUCGGCAGCCUUUUACUUUGGCCAUGAGCAAAUCCGGCGAGAUUAGUCCAUUUCAACUUGAAAUUCAAGUUACAGGAGCCAACGGUGAUGUAAUAACAAAAUUCAACGUCCUGACACCCAUGCCAGCACCCAAAUCAAAUGUGAGAAGACAUUUUCAGAGAUGGAAAGAACCCACAAUAGCUGUACCACCAGGUGAAACAUCACCACCAGUUAACUAUCCCUCAUUUCAAGAGAGGCCUGUAAAUAUUCUUAAAUAUGGAGUGGCUCUGAAAACUGUGUUGAGGCAACCAAAGAUUGAAUACUUACUGGAAUAUUUUAAAGGUGACACAGUAGCACUUCUUGGAAUGGACAGAGUUAAAGCCAUUGGUCAAACAAGGAUCAAGGAGUGGUAUGUUGGUUUCAUACGUGGAAAAAUUGGCCUUGUACACUGCAAAAAUGUGAAGGUGAUUUCUGAGGAACAGGUCAUGGACUUCUCAGAUGUAAAGAUUACAACCAAGGUACUCCUCCACCAAAUUAUCAUUCCAUUUAAGAAGUUGACAUAUAUGUAUUCAUCCAUCCGUAAACUCAUAACUGAGAAUAUUUCUAAUUGGAAAGCAUUUGCUGGGGUUCUUGGAUACACUGACCUCUCACUGGAUAAAGUCUGCAGGAGAUCUUUUGAAAGUGAAUCAGAACGUGUUGCAUGUAUAUUAGAGAAGCUGAAAGAAGACUGCCACAGUGGUGACAAUAGGAUGAAAAGAAAAUUCCUGUACGAUGUUGUUCUGGGACUUUUAAAGCUUGAUUGCCAAGGAACAGUGGCUCACCUUGUUCAAGAUGUUGUAAUGCUCUCAACAGCUGUGGAGCUUGGUGUCCGUUGGAGGGAGUUAGGGGAAAAGCUAUCCAAACUCUCAAAACAGCAAAUAGAAUCAUAUGAAGCACCUCACAGAAGUAAAAGUGGCGAAAUUAAUCAGGAGACCAUGUGGAAACCAGCAUAUGAUUUUCUUUAUACAUGGAGCAUCAAGUUUGGUGAUGGAUACCGGGAUGUACUGCAAGAAUUGCACACUGCCCUGGAUAGAAUGAAAAAUCCAAUUACGAGACAUUGGCGACAACUAACAGGGGUUCUCAUUUUGGUGAACUGUAUGGAAAUACUAAGAGCUGCUGCAUUUGCCAAGCAUGAUGAGGAAUAACUCUCUUGUCUUUCAAAACCAUACCAUUAGAAACACAGACACUGAAUCAAUUCUGAACCAGGUUGUGAAGUGGGAAGGUGGAUGGAAGUAAAACAAUUCUCCAAGAAUGCAGUGACAUUUAAGAUAACUAUCACAAAACAAAACCGGAUAAGUUAUAGGGUAUGUGUACAUCUCCAGUGAAUUGAAAAUGGGUUAAGAUUUAAUAAUCAUUCUAUUUUCUCAAAUAUUUGCAGCUUAACACCCAAUGAGUUGAACCUAAUUACAGAAGUGAAGUGUUUUUGGAAAAUACUGGGUUAGAUGAAAAGCGGUUUCAUUUUUGACUUUUUCUUCUUUUUUGGGUGUUUGGCAUCUCUUCCACUUCAGAGCAUGAUAAUAGCAUUUGGACUAAGUUCUUCCCACAUCUAAUGUGGUUUUAAAAAUGAAAACAACAGUUCCUGUUGACCUUCAUGAUCAGUAAUUGAGUGAAAAUUGGAUAAAAUAUGCAUAAUGUGUAGGAUUCAUUUUUUUUCCUUUGGGAGCUGAGGACGGCCCCAUUAUUUCUCAGUAUUGAUUUUUAAAAUUUGACUAACUGCAUCUACGAAUGUAGUGGCAUAAGUAUGUAAAUACUUGGAUCCAUUAUCAUUUAUGAGAGUUAUAUCUCCACCAAAUCUAUAGUGAACCACUAGGGUCAUAUAUUUAGUAAAAUAAUGCACUGCUUGAUUUUUCUUUUUGACCAACAUAACCUUUGGAGCCUAUGCAUGGCCAUGAUAUUCAUAUGUUAUUCCUCAUGUGUCAUUUUACAGUUCACACAGUCUUAAUAUGUGUAAGAUGCUAACAGUAAAGGAAUAUCAUGUGAAUACAAUAAACACUAGUCUGACCACUAAUUUGAGUUUUAUUUUCAAAAUGAAUCACUGAUAAUAUAAAGUAUGUAGUUUCAGUGAUGCAGAAACAUUUAGUUUACUAUGAUGUUUACAAUAUUCUUAAAUUGCCUCCAAUGUCACCUUGAUUUAUGUAAUUUGCUGUCUCAUUCCUUUGGAUUUAAUACCUUUUAAAGGUCCCAGAAAAGAUGGUGUGUUCAGGUUCACAACCUGAACCCUCUACACUUGAGAUAAGAAGUUUCCCACUUUUAUUCUCUUCAAGUAACUAUUUCAUUAAGGCAUAGCACUUCAAAACUGCACUUCAAAGUGUUUAUAUCUAUAUAUAAAAAUGCUUAUGUUCCAUCAUGUGAAUAAGGGUUUUUUUAUCAUUAGCAUAUAAAUGCAUGACCCCAUCACACAGUUUUACACACCAAAAAUUGCAACAGGAUCACUGUUUUGUGGGAUGUUCAGAAAUGAAUAAACUGAUGCUUUGGGCCUGAAUUCCUAAUAAGCUCUCACUAUGUGUAAAGCUGUCUUCUGGGAAUAGAGUUUGUAAAAUUGCUUGUCGAGAGUAUAUUCGCAGAAUAAUGAGGAUAAUCUGAUAUGAUGAAAGAAAGCAUUUUCUAUUUGUGGGUGAUGUGUGCUCAAGAACAAGAGUAAGUGUCUAAUCUACAUCCACAGCUUAGCUACCAAAAGUUAAUAGUUGACAUAUUUCAUGUGCUGUCAUUAAACACUACCAAAAAUUGAUACACUGCCAUCCGAAACGGAGUUGGCACAUAUCCAUAUAUUCUAUUGCACCUGUUCUGAAAACUGCCAAAAUUUUUAAAAUGCUGAAUUCAAUAGUGAUUGCAAUAAUGUAAAUAUAAUUCAGUUUUUCUCUGGGUAUGAGUUAUUUCCUUUGUCUGGCCUUACUGCCUUGGACUUAAUACAAUUUAUAUGUGAGAAGAAAUUAAAUGAAAAUAUGGCAAUAAGUAAUAUUUAGGAAUAUUAGAGGUGUGGGGUAAAUCUGCUGCAGUAUGUAGUUCUCUUGCAAUAGGAAACAGCUAUUUUAUUUUUUCUUCCAUGGUUUGCUGUUUUCCUGUUCCUAGGGCUGAAGGGUGCUCAGCUGUAUGAUUUCUGAUUUUCUGUAACUGUGCGGGAUAACAGAAUGGCUUGUUUUCUUAGCAGAGUAAUGUAGUGCCAUAUGUGCUUGAAUUAAAUUGAAUGUUAACAUCUGUAUCCACAAAAUCUUAAACAAGAUGUUCUGCAGUUAUCCAGCUUUUUUAUUUUCUUUUUCUGUUUAUGUAGUUAUAUAUGCUAACCCUUUGUCACUUGUGGUUAUUUUUUUCGGAUUGGUCAGAGAGAUGACAAUCAUUUUAAAUUUAGUUUUAUGUUUAGUAGAUAUGAUAAAUGUUUCCAUAUUAAUCAUUUAAAAUAUUGCAACUGUUUUCUAAACAAUCUUGUAACUUGUCAAAUUUGGGACUGUAAAACACUGCAAAUUGCUGAUGUACAGUGCAAGGCACACAUGGUAUGUGCUGAACAUUUUUAAUAUAACCUUUUUCAUGAAAGUAUUGUGAAACAGAACUUUACAGAAAUACUUAACAUUAUUUACUCAUUGUCAAUAAAUAUUCUAAAUUAGGUUUAAGCUGCAUGUUAUGUUUAAAAGCCAAAUUUUGCACGGUUUAAAAUGGUGAUACCAAUGACUGAUCAAAUUGGAUCCCAGAAUGAAAUUUGGCUUGAUGGAUUUUUUAAUAUAUUUUAGGUAGAUUUAUAAAAGCCACUGCGGAAGAAAUUAAUUUUAACUUGUGCAUAUUCGGUGUUUGGCCUCUGAAAGGUGGGUAGAUAUCCACUUCCCUCCUGAAGCAAUGGGAAAGCUCCAACUUGGUUGCACAAGAUGGGAAGAUUCUGAAAAUAGUGAGAAGCCAAUAUUUGAUAAUUAGAAAUGACGACAGGAAAACCCCAAAAGUAGUACUGAAGGGUCUAGGCCUGAAACAUCAGCUUUUGUGCUCCUAAGAUGCUGCUUGGCCUGCUGUGUUCAUCCAGCUCCACACUUUAUCUCUUAUUACUGGCAGAGAGUAUUGCAGUGAAUAGAAUUCAAAUCCUUGAAAGUAAUUAAUAACUAUGCAAAACUAUUUUAGAAUUUAUAAUCUCAAAUCAAUUUAAUAUUGCAUUACUGUAUUACAGAGUGUCAAAACAAAGUACUGGUACAUUACUGCAACAUUGCUAUAGUACAGUCUAUAGAGUUUACAGUAGCAGAUUUUGAAGCAAGAAUGCAAGCUUAAAAGAUUACAGGUGAUGUUGAAAGACUACCAAUUUUAAAAUAGAUUUAUUAUUCCCAGAAUUUAACAAACACAUUAAGAGGAAAAGGCAGGAGACAUAACUCUUCCAUGAUGAUUCCAGAGUUAAGAGUUGACCAUAUAAAACAAUAUUGGGUAUCUUGGAGAAGGCAUUUCUUACGAUUCAGGCCUACUCAUAAGAUUAAGAUUAAACAUUAAAUCUGAGGCUCAUCAAGUAAAUUCAGUAUGUCAUAUGGUGAAUUAAGUUACUAAUUGCUAGACUAUUAGAGUUCAGAUACUUUUUGAAGUCCUAAAAUAUUUAGAUUAUCUCAAGAACAGAUCUGUUUUUCAAUAACAGAACUGAGAAAGUGAGCAAAUCUAAUUUACUAUGAAACUACAACAGGGGAUGAAUUAAGAUGUGCAAUCUGAUUAACAAUUCAUGGAAGCCAGCCCAAUAUCUGCAGAUUCUGGACAUGGUCAAGAAGAAGCAGUUGCCUGGUUAAGGUAUCCAGGUUACUGUCCAGUAAGAAGAGAACGUUAUCCGAAAGAGACAGUCUUAUUUACAAAUCAAGGAAGGAUUUUCACCAGAGCAGCUGUCUUUCGUGACUGAAUUGAAAGAUUAAAGGACCUUUGCAUGAUAUUACAAGACAGCCAGAUGAGUAAACAGAGAAGAGGCCCUCUACGAAGGGAAUUCGGGAGAUUAAAGGUUCUUCAGAUAAGGUUAUGGACUAAUGACAUGAUAUACAAGGGACAACAUCGUCCAUGAAAGAUAUCCAAGAGAUAAAAGAUCCUCCAACAGGGAAAUGAUCCACAGAUCAGAACUAACAUCGACAGUUCUCAAGCACAACAUCUAUUAUCCAUAAUCUGAAGAGAGGACAUUCUCAGAAAAUUGUGAAACGGCCAGGCUACCAGCCCUUAUGAAGCUAUUGACGUUGUGGAUGGCGUUAAUGGGGUAGUGGUAAAUACAAUACUGUUGCACACAUGAAUGUAUGUUUAGCUACGGAGAAAGGUUAGAGGGCAAUCUUGUAUAAAGUAACGAUUCUGAAGGAACUAAUUUUUGUAUUCUGUUAAGGUUGACUCAGUCUGAUGAUGUGAUAGUCUUUGGGUGCAGAUAGUUGAAAUGUGCUUGAGUACCUGAUGGAAACACAUCCUGUGUAGCUUCCAAGAGUUCUUUAUAAAUAGACUAGUAAGUUAAUAGCAAUAGUUAUAGUUUACAUUAUGCAAUGAACUACAUUGUUAUGUAAAACAAGUGCCUGUUCUGCUUCAACAGCCUCUAGGCUCAGAGUAGGGGAAAGGAAAAUUAGAGGCAGUAAAUUUACCUAAAGCAGCAUACUGGCAGCAGCGGUAUUUGAAAGGAUGGAAAUUUUUUGCUUCACGUGGAAACGUCACAUGAAUUAAGUUUUUAACAGUGCUUCUGCGAAUGGCCAUUUGGUUGUCACUAAAACCUUCCCUCUAAAUUUAUCUAAGAAAUCUGCAGUUUAAUAACACAAGACUCAUUGUAUAGAAAGAUUUUAAUUGUUGUUGGCAAAGUGUGGCUUGGAAAGGAUCCGUGCUGUCUCAUAAUA